AUGUCCAAUACCGAUAAGAAAUCCAAAGAUCCCGUGUUAUCACUUUUAUCCGGAACAUUUGCAGGUGGUAUCGAAGGUGUUGUUACAUACCCUACCGAAUAUGUAAAGACAAGACUUCAACUUCAAGCAGGCGGUAAACUUCAGGCAGGCGAACUGAAAUUCAAAGGUCCUAUCGACUGUCUCGUAAAGACAGUCAAGACACAUGGCCUUGGUGCCAUUUACACAGGUGUCUCAGCUCUCGCCAUUGGUAAUGCAGCUAAAGCCGGUGUCCGAUUCUUGACUUACGACCAAAUUGCUAAUGCUUUAAGAGACAAGGAUGGUAAAUUAAGUGGUUUCAGAAGCAUGUUGGCAGGCUUAGGCGCUGGUAUGACUGAAGCUGCUCUUGUUGUCACACCAUCUGAAACCAUCAAAACAAAGUUGAUUCACGACAGAAAUAGUCCAUCACCAAGAUAUAAGGGUCUUGUUCACGGUACAAAGUUGAUUGUAGCAGAGGAAGGAUUAGGUGGUAUUUAUCGUGGUUUAGGGCCUGUCAUGGCACGUCAAGGAGCCAAUAGUGCUGUUCGUUUUAGUUGUUAUUCUUAUUUUAAGGAUUCCCUUCAAAAAUUACGUGGAAAAGGUCAGGAACCUUUGCCCUCAACCCAUACAUUUGCUGCAGGCGCUUUGGCCGGUAUUGUCACUGUAUAUACAACAAUGCCAUUAGAUGUGGUCAAGACACGUAUGCAAGGCUUGGAUGCUAGAACAAUGUAUAAAAACUCUGUCGACUGCUUAAUAAAGGUCGUCAAAGCAAAUGGUGUGUUCUCUCUUUGGAAGGGCACAACUCCUAGAUUAACAAGACUUAUCUUCUCGGGCGGUAUUGUCUUUACUGUAUAUGAAAAAGUUUAUAACGCAUUAGAAUCUGUCAAGAACUAA
Messenger RNA from Mucor mucedo, 909 nucleotides. Its product is annotated as mitochondrial carrier domain-containing protein. Gene Ontology annotation, biological process: mitochondrial citrate transmembrane transport. The transcript has 2 exons. The record is from RefSeq and is a predicted model, not a curated record. Bases 1 to 909 code for a protein of 302 amino acids. NCBI's taxonomy places the organism in Eukaryota, Fungi, Mucoromycota, Mucoromycetes, Mucorales, Mucoraceae.